This is a messenger RNA of Aspergillus mulundensis, 1011 nucleotides long. RefSeq names its product SDR family oxidoreductase. NCBI's taxonomy places the organism in Eukaryota, Fungi, Ascomycota, Eurotiomycetes, Eurotiales, Aspergillaceae. The record is from RefSeq and is a predicted model, not a curated record. Gene Ontology annotation, molecular function: oxidoreductase activity, acting on the CH-OH group of donors, NAD or NADP as acceptor. The transcript is spliced from 3 exons. The coding region runs from base 1 to 1011 and encodes 336 amino acids.
AUGGAAACAUCAUACAUCCUCGUAACGGGCGCAACAGGCCUCAUCGGCGCCCAUGUCGUCGACAAUCUUUUCCGAAAGGGCCACCGAGUCCGAAUAGCUGCCCGAUCCGCAGAAAAGGCCGAUGCAUUUCUGGCGAACAGGCAACAGUACAAAGAUAGACUAGACGUCUUCUUCAUCCAAGACCUCACGGACCCUAACGCCUUCGAUCGCGCUGUCCAAGAUGUUACCGGGGUGAUUCACGUUGCCAGCCCCCUCAAAUACGACGUCCACGACAACGAACAAGCCCUCAUCAUCCCCGCAAUCCAAGGCGUCAAGUCGAUCCUAAACGCAAGCCAGAAAUCGCCAUCCAUAAAGCGCAUCGUGCUGACCUCCUCCUUCGGCGCCGUCCUCGACAUGGCCCGCCCAGACAACGCACCCUGGACCGCCACACCCUCCGACUGGAACCCCAUCACGUACGACGAAGCCGCAUCCCCCACCGCAUCCGCACAAGACGCCUACCGCGGUUCCAAGACCUUCGCAGAACGCGAAGCAUGGGCGUUCAUGAGCGACCAAAAACCGCACUUUGAUCUCGUGACGCUCUGUCCGUCCAUGGUGUUUGGCCCGCUAGCUGACUCUCCGAACUCCCCGUGCGACCUCAACGAAUCAAACAAGAAUCUCUGGAAGAUCGUAGCUGGGUCUGCUGGGGGAGAACUGCCGCCGUGUAAAUUCAACUUCUGGAUUGAUGUGCGCGAUCUCGCGGAGGUUCAUGUGCGGGCUCUUUUUGAGCAGGAUGCCGGGGGGAAGAGGUAUAUCCCUGUCUCGCCUGAGCCGUUUACGUAUGAGAUGGUGUCGAGGAUUGUGCAGGGUGAGAUGCCGGAGUUGCAGGGGAGGGUUCUGGAGGGUGAGCAGGAGAUUAAGGGCCAUUUGACGGUUGAUCGGAGUAUGAUGGAGAGGGACUUUCCGGGGUUGGUGUAUACGCCGUUUCGGAAGACGGUGGUGGACUUUGUGGGACAGGUUAAGGGGUUUGUAUAA